Molecule: messenger RNA, 1919 nt
Organism: Oryzias latipes (Japanese medaka)
Lineage: Eukaryota; Metazoa; Chordata; Actinopteri; Beloniformes; Adrianichthyidae
Gene: ivd
Product: isovaleryl-CoA dehydrogenase
Biological process (GO): L-leucine catabolic process
Cellular component (GO): mitochondrion
Molecular function (GO): flavin adenine dinucleotide binding; 3-methylbutanoyl-CoA dehydrogenase activity
Source: RefSeq, a predicted model, not a curated record
ACGUGGGUGACGUCAUGACGUCGUUGGUAGUAUGAAAAUUAUGUCAGAGUGAUACAUCUCGACCUCUUACCUAAUUUCCAGCUCACACAUAGCCUUUUGACCUCAUCCCCCUGAAGCAACAACAUGUUCGCCGUCAGAAACUCGCUGCGUCUUUGCUCCAGGUUAUCUAACCUGGCUGUGGUGAAGCGAGGAUGCGCUGGAGCUUCCAUCCCAGUUGACGACGUUGUGAACGGACUCACAGAUGAGCAGAUUCAGUUAAGGCAGUCAGUUCGUAAAUUCUGCUCAGAAAAGCUUGCUCCUUAUGCAGAUGACAUCGACAAGAACAAUGCGUUUCCAGAAAUGCGGGAAUAUUGGAAAGCAAUGGGGGACAUGGGACUGCUUGGUAUCACAGCUCCAGUGGAGGAAGGCGGUACAGGACUGGGCUACCUGGAUCACGUCAUCGUCAUGGAGGAGAUGUCCCGGGUGUCUGCAGCCAUCGCUCUCAGCUACGGCGCUCACUCCAACCUGUGCGUCAACCAGCUGGUGCGUCACGCCAACCGCCAACAAAAGGAGAAGUACAUGCCUAAGUUACUGUCAGGAGAGCACGUGGGAGCGCUGGCCAUGAGCGAGCCCAACGCCGGGUCAGACGUUGUGUCCAUGAAACUCCGAGCCACAAAGUCAGGCGACCAUUAUGUUUUGAACGGCAACAAGUUCUGGAUCACAAACGGGCCGGACGCAGACGUGCUGAUCGUGUACGCCAAGACGGACCCCGGUGCCUAUCAAAAAGGAAUCACCGCUUUUAUUGUGGAAAAGGGCAUGGCAGGAUUCUCCACCGCUCAGAAACUAGAAAAACUCGGAAUGAGGGGGUCCAACACCUGCGAGCUGGUCUUUGAAGACUGCAAAGUUCCAGAGGAGAACGUGCUGGGUCCACUAAACAAAGGCGUCUAUGUGAUGAUGAGUGGCUUGGAUCUGGAGAGGCUGGUGCUUGCAGCCGGACCUGUUGGCAUCAUGCAGGCGGUUUUGGACAACGCGAUUCCCUACAUGCACGUCAGAGAAGCAUUUGGACAAAAAAUCGGACACUUUCAGCUCAUGCAAGGCAAGAUGGCCGACAUGUACACCAGGCUGAGCUCGUGUCGGCAGUAUUUGUACAACGUCGCUCGAGCUUGUGACAGAGGACACUUUAGUGCAAAGGACUGUGCAGGAGUGAUCUUGUACUGCGCUGAGAAUGCUACUCAAGUUGCUUUGGAUGGAAUUCAGUGUUUGGGUGGAAACGGCUACAUCAAUGACUACCCGAUGGGCCGCUUCCUGCGAGAUGCCAAGCUGUAUGAGAUCGGUGCAGGAACUAGCGAGGUCCGCAGGCUGAUCAUCGGACGCGCCUUCAACUCCAUGUUCAAAUAGAUUUCAGUGAGAACGAGUGGAGUGGUUUGGAGUGGUUUGUCAUACCCGUGACCUUACUACAGAAACCCCUGAUGAAGCUGGGAUUAUACAGAAACACAUUUAGGAGUGAUCAGUAUCAGCCGGUCACUAAAUAUCAGCAGAUGUUAAGCGGUCUUCACUCUGAAAGUUGCUGAAAAGCUCCAAAUUUGGAUGCCACAUCUAAUCAGUAAUGUGUGUUCAUUGAAACGCUCCUGAAAUGGGUUCAUUCUUGACCGACUGAUUGAAUUUUGUGACUUUGGAGGCGGCACUUGUGUCAUCACUGUUUUUCCAUUCAUAAUCACACAAACUGUUUCGAAACAGCCUUAUUUUACUCGUCUGAUUCUGAAAUAUUCCAUUGUAAUUAUGUGACUGUGAUAAAUAAGUGUACUUUAUGCCUCUGUAAACGUUAGUAGAAAUCCUCCACAACCUGUUUCUCUCAACUCUGUCAUCACGUAGCUGUACAGUAAAAUAAAAAAGUAUAGAAUUAUAGUUUUGUUUGCAAUAAAAUAAAUGCUUGACUUUUG